GUUGUCGGAGGAGCGCACGUGCGGCCCGGAAGAAGUAACGUCAGCCAGGAGCGGUGAGGUGCCGGGCUUCGGACCGGCGGUGAAGGCGUUCCUCCGACAUCAUGUCUCACCUACCGAUGAAGCUCCUGCGCAAGAAGAUCGAGAAGCGGAACCUGAAGUUGCGGCAGCGAAACCUAAAGCUCCAGGGGGCCUCAGAUGUGAGCCUGUCAGAAGCCCAAAAUGGUGAUGUGUCUGAAGAAACUGUGGAGAGUGGAAAAGAUAAAAAAUCCCUACAACAGUCUAUGAACGUGGGCUUGUCAGGAACCCAAAAUGGAGACACACCUAAAGGAACACUGGAAAGCGUGAAAAUUAAAAAAUCCCCCAAGAAAUCUGCCAUUUUAACCAAUGGGGAAGCAACAACACAGCCUCCCAAUUCAGAAUCAAAAAAGAAAAAGAAGAAAAAGAGAAAAAUGGGGGAUGCUGCUGGGCCUGACACAAAAAAAGCAAAAACUGAAAACAAAGAGGCAUCUGAAGAGGGUGGUGCCAAGGCUCCUGCAGAAACAGAAAGGAGGGUGGAACAGCCCGGUGAUGAAGACGACGGCAGCGAAGUGCCCAGCCUGCCCCUGGGACUCACAGGAGCUUUUGAGGAUUCUUCAUUCACUUCUCUAACUAAUCUUGUCAAUGAAAACACUCUGAAGGCGAUAAAAGAAAUGGGCUUUACGAACAUGACUGAAAUCCAACAUAAAAGUAUCAGACCACUUCUGGAAGGCAGGGAUCUUCUAGCAGCUGCAAAAACAGGCAGUGGCAAAACCCUCGCAUUUCUCAUCCCUGCAGUUGAACUCAUUGUUAAAUUAAAAUUCAUGCCCAGGAACGGAACAGGAGUCCUUAUUCUCUCCCCUACCAGGGAGCUGGCCAUGCAGACUUUUGGCGUGCUGAAGGAGCUGAUGACGUACCACGUUCACACGUACGGGUUGAUCAUGGGGGGCAGUAACAGAUCUGCUGAAGCACAGAAACUCGCUAAUGGGAUCAACAUCAUCGUGGCCACACCAGGCCGCCUCCUGGACCACAUGCAGAAUACCCCAGGGUUUAUGUAUAAAAACCUGCAGUGUCUGGUUAUUGAUGAGGCUGAUCGUAUCUUGGAUGUUGGAUUUGAAGAGGAAUUAAAGCAAAUUAUUAAACUUCUGCCAGUGCGCAGACAGACCAUGCUGUUUUCUGCCACGCAAACUCGAAAAGUUGAAGACCUGGCAAGGAUUUCUCUGAAAAAGGAGCCGUUGUAUGUCGGUGUUGAUGAUGAUAAAGCCCAUGCAACAGUGGAUGGUCUUGAGCAGGGAUAUGUUGUUUGUGCCUCUGAAAAAAGAUUCCUUCUGCUCUUCACAUUCCUUAAGAAAAACCGAAAGAAGAAACUAAUGGUGUUCUUUUCCUCCUGCAAGUCUGUUAAAUACCACUAUGAGCUGCUGAACUACAUUGAUUUGCCUGUCUUGGCCAUUCAUGGAAGGCAGAAGCAAAAUAAGCGAACAACCACAUUCUUUCAAUUCUGCAAUGCAGAUUCAGGGAUACUGUUGUGUACAGACGUGGCAGCUCGAGGUCUGGAUAUUCCUGAAGUUGACUGGAUUGUUCAGUAUGACCCUCCAGAUGACCCCAAGGAGUACAUUCAUCGUGUGGGUAGGACAGCCAGAGGCCUGAAUGGAAGAGGGCAUGCCUUGCUCAUCUUGCGUCCGGAAGAAUUGGGUUUCCUUCGUUACUUGAAGCAAUCCAAGGUCCCUUUAAGUGAAUUUGAGUUUUCCUGGUCCAAAAUUUCUGAUAUUCAGUCUCAGCUUGAACAACUGAUUGAAAAGAACUACUUCCUUCAUAAGUCAGCCCAGGAAGCAUAUAAGUCAUACAUUCGAGCGUAUGAUUCCCAUUCUCUGAAACAAAUCUUCAACGUUAAUAAUUUAAAUUUGCCUGAGGUUGCUCUGUCCUUUGGUUUCAAGGUGCCUCCUUUCGUUGAUCUGAACGUGAACAGCAACGACGGCAAACAGAAAAAGCGAGGAGGAGGCGGAGGAUUCGGCUACCAGAAAGCCAGAAAGGUCGAGAAGUCCAGGAUCUUUAAAAACAUUAGCAAGAAAUCACCUGGCGGCAGGCAGUUCUCGCACUGAAGACACCGUCCUUCAUCUUCAAUAACUUUGUCCCAAAAUGAAUUUGCUUCCCCUUGCUCUAACAGGGAAAUUUUUGUAGCCUUUAGGAUUUGGACUCACUGAUCACGAAGAUAAAUUGACGGACUGCAAGCAUUGAGGGCUGUUCCAGCAGAUCUUUUUUAUUUUAUUUUAUUUUUUUGUAGGGGGUGAGGAGGCUAUAAAACAAUUUUUGUUGGUUGCCAAAGGACAAAGCAAGGAAUUAUUUUGGUCUUGUGGUGGUGAUUAGAUAUUUUAAAUAUUUUCCCUCUCAGAUUUAUGUCAUUGUUUUAGUAUAAUUCUUUCUGCACCUUUCCUUCCUGGCGUCUGCAGGUUUCUGUGGAAUGAAUGACCUACACUGACUUGGUGUGAAAGGGAGGUGGCCUAGUGUACCGAGCAGGAGGUGCUGAUGGUAGUGCCAGAAGUAGUCCCAGUGUAUUUUUUGGACCUUAACAGUCACUCUUGACCCCUCCUGCAAAUGCUGUGGUAUAAAAGGGAAGAACUUUUGGAAAUGUCUAGGGAGUACCUUUGGUUAAAAGUGGUGUUCAUUUGUAUAUACUGCUAAUAUAUUUUAAAACAUGCGCCUUAGUUUUUUUUUUUUUUUUUUAAGAUCAAGAAAUGGGUUGUCAUUGUUAUUCAGAUAAAGUCCCCUAGCAGUCUUAAUAUUUGGGGGGUGAGGGAGGGGAAUGUGGGAUUUAGGAACCUUAUUUACACCGGUAUAGAUGUAGCAUUCUGCUGUGUUGCAUAUUUGGUAACUUAGUAAAGACACAAGGAUGGUGACUAACACUCCUCACUCACAUCGGCUCAUUUCCAGGCAGUAUGGAUCUUAGCAAACCCUCUCAGUUCUGUGGAGCACCUAGAAGACAGGGCCAACUACCAAUAGACCUAGAACCGCACCGUCAAACAGCCGCUGCUCAUCGUACAUUCACGUUAGCGUCUUCGUGAGAAAAAAGCAUCUCUCCCUGAUCCAUGGAACAGACGUGCAGUGCAGUGAAAAUAAACAGGUCUGCAAAAGUGGCAAAAGCCAGUGGGUUAGUCAGAUUUUUGUUCUAGGAGCAUUUGAUUUCUACUGUGUUUUGUAUAGUAUAUUAACUGUAAACUAGUUCCAGUGACUCAGAGCCAAGGUUGCUGGCGGCAUCUCGAUGCGUGCCGAGAAAUAUUCCUGUAGAGGCCCGUUAAGUUUAAGUGCAUCAGUGCACUGAUGAGGACAUCAGAUGUGGAGGAGACAGGCUGGGAGCUGCAUUCCGGAGGGAAGAGAAGAGGCUGUUUCCCGCUGGGCCCGACUUCUGGACCCUGGCCGGCCUGUCCUGGAUUUCAGAAUGACUACUGGCUUCCUGCCUUGGCUUCUUGGGGUCCUCAUUCUUGGCAUUUAGUAACUUGUUUUCCUUUUUUGUUUCAGAAAUAAUGUUUCGAAAAAAUAGACAAAAGCAAAAGGAAGAAUAUUUUAUCACUCAACAGAUCUAAGCACUUGAUAUUUUGAUACAUAACCUAGUUUUUUCUAUGCGUUUUCGUACUUUUUUUAAAAUCAGAAGUGAAGUCAUCUUUUACCCACUCUGUAACCACCUUGUUUCAGAACAUGUUAUGUUCCGGUGUCAUUAAACAAAAUCAGUCUCCUGUU
Messenger RNA from Loxodonta africana (African savanna elephant), 3747 nucleotides. It is a transcript of the gene DDX18, whose product is annotated as DEAD-box helicase 18. NCBI's taxonomy places the organism in Eukaryota, Metazoa, Chordata, Mammalia, Proboscidea, Elephantidae. Gene Ontology annotation, biological process: maturation of LSU-rRNA from tricistronic rRNA transcript (SSU-rRNA, 5.8S rRNA, LSU-rRNA). Gene Ontology annotation, molecular function: RNA helicase activity; nucleic acid binding; ATP binding. The record is from RefSeq and is a predicted model, not a curated record. Bases 102 to 2114 code for a protein of 670 amino acids. The transcript is spliced from 14 exons. Gene Ontology annotation, cellular component: nucleolus.